UGCACAUCCCAGUGUUUUGAUCCAGGUUUGUUUCGGUGUUGUUGCUGCAGAGGCGCACACCCUCGCUCGGCUUUUUUUUUCCACGGAUCUCCGCGGGCCACGCGUGUGAGAGUCCCACGGCUCUCUCCACCUCCUGCGUCCUGCCUGCCUGCGUGGAAGAAUGUCUCGUCGGCUCCGGAGGGUUCCCCCAUCAUGACCUCACUGCGCCGCCGCUCCUCUUAACCGGGAUUCCUCGUCGCUCCUCACUGAUCCCGGCUUCGUUCCGGGACCCGGCUGCCUCCCUGCUCCUCUCCAAGAAGCAGAUUUGAUUUAUUUUUUUAUUUUAUUUUUUAAAUCCUGGGAUCUGGGAGCACCAAGUGUCGCCGAACAGAUCAUUGAUGGUUUGACGCCCAACUCGGACCUCCAAGAGAGCGAAGAAACUAAACCUCUUCAGGGCCUUGGCUAUGGGUGGAUCCAAGAGUAAGCCCAAAGAUGUCGGCCAGCGAACCCGCAGCCUUGACAGCAACAUCAGCUCUGGGGGAGGGGCUGGCGGUCACCACCACAAAUCUGCCCAACAGUCAGCGACACCCAACCGUAGCCCAACUGUGGACACGGGUCUCAGUAACAACCAGUCAAUCACCAAUAAUGCCGAACUCGCUCUGUUUGGAGGCGCGGAAAAUCACAGCAUCUCUUCGAACAGAAUAACCCUAGCAGGUGUGACGGCAUUUGUGGCCUUGUACGACUACGAGUCUCGAACAGAGACAGAUCUGUCUUUCAAGAAGGGGGAGCGUCUCCAGAUAAUAAAUAACACGAGGAAGAUAAGCUGCAGGGAAGGGGACUGGUGGCUGGCGCUCUCCCUGACCACCGGAAAGAGCGGCUAUAUCCCCAGCAAUUAUGUGGCUCCAUCUGACUCCAUCCAGGCAGAAGAUGAUCUCAAACUGACUCUAGAUUCCAGAUGGUUCUUUGCCAAAAUCACACGCCGUGAUUCAGAGAGGAUGCUGCUAGCUUUGGACAACAGAAGAGGGACUUUCGUGGUGAGAGAGAGUGAGACAACCAAAGGUGCCUACUGUCUGUCAGUGUUGGACUAUGACAACACCAGAGGGCUCAAUGUGAAACACUACAAGAUCAGGAAGCUGGACAGCGGGGGCUUCUACAUCACGUCCCGCACGCCGUUCGGCAGCCUGCAGCAGCUCGUCAACCAUUACCGCAAGCACGCAGACGGGCUGUGUCACAUUCUGACGGACAUCUGUCCCACGCUGAAGCCUCAGACUCAGGGCUUAUCCAGGGAUGCCUGGGAGAUCCCAAGAGAGUCCCUACGCCUGGAGGUCAAGAUGGGGCAGGGCUGCUUCGGAGAGGUCUGGAUGGGAACGUGGAACGGUACGACGCGGGUGGCGAUCAAGACGCUGAAGCCCGGCACCAUGUCCCCCGAGGCUUUCCUGCAGGAAGCUCAGGUCAUGAAGAAACUGAGACACGAGAAGCUUGUGCAGCUGUACGCCGUGGUGUCUGAGGAGCCCAUCUACAUCGUAACGGAGUUCAUGGGCCAAGGCAGCUUACUGGAGUGUCUGAAAGGAGAGUUUGGUGCAGUGCUCCGCCUUCCACAGCUGGUGGACUUUGCCUCACAGAUCGCUUCAGGGAUGGCCUAUGUGGAGAGGAUGAACUAUGUGCAUAGAGACCUGCGAGCUGCUAACAUCCUGGUGGGGGAUAAUCUGGUGUGCAAAGUAGCUGAUUUUGGUCUGGCUCGCCUCAUUGAGGAUAACGAAUACACGGCCAGGCAAGGCGCCAAGUUUCCCAUCAAGUGGACGGCUCCGGAGGCGGCGCUCUACGGCCGAUUCACCAUCAAAUCUGACGUCUGGUCCUUCGGGGUCCUGCUGACGGAGCUGGCCACCAAAGGCCGUGUGCCCUAUCCAGGUAUGGUGAACAGGGAGGUUUUGGAUCAGGUGGAGCGUGGUUACAGGAUGCCGUGUCCAGCAGAAUGCCCGGCUUCUCUCCACGAGCUGAUGCUAAACUGCUGGAGGAAGGAGCCUGAGGAGAGGCCCACCUUUGAAUACCUGCAGGGCUUCCUGGAGGAUUACUUCACCUCCACAGAGCCUCAGUACCAGCCUGGGGAUAACCUGUAACUAGGCUAUGCAAAUCGGACCAGAUGCAUUGAUUUAAAUGCUUGGACAGGGAUGUGUGGGAAUAUGGGGCAGAGAUCAGCAUAAAUCUGGGUACAAUCACUGACUUUUCCCCUUUUUUUCUCAAAGUCAUUGUCGUUCUUCAUACAUCUUUAUUCCGUGGAUAUAAAAACAGUGUGAGAUAGAUGUAUAAUUGCUUUGUUUGAUUUGUAUGGAACAUAAUCAAUGAGUUAAAUUUGAGAACUAUGGUCCUGCUGAUAAGUUCUUCAGUCAAAGGUACAUUUUUAGCAUUUUUAGGCCCAAGCAGCAAAGCACUGCGACGGUCUAAUGUAAUUUGAUUGUUUCUUCUUCUCCCCGACAAAUGGAUUGGCUUUUUGAAAGGGCUAAACAUGCACAAAAACUCACCAAAUUUUGCGCAUGCACCAGUCAUGCAGGACAUGUAAGUAUUUUAACGGUUUCACAAAAGUUGCAAUAGAAACAGCUCCAUAACGCCUCCUUGAAAUAGUCAAAACACCCUUCUCAUCUACCUUUAUCGUAGAAGUAGGGAACUGGUAAACUAGCAGAUCUUCCCAAGACCUUCACGCAACUCUUCUGCUCUACAACAAACAGGAAGUCGGCCAUCUUUGAUUGAAUAUGUAAAACUGACCCGCUUUUAACUGUUUCUAGUCUCUUCCUUUGAUCAAACUCCUUCCAGACGUUUUCUCCGUCAGCGUGAAAUUUGGUGAGUUUACUCACAGGGCAUGAGGGAUCUACAGUUAAUAAAUUCCUGACUUUUCAUGCAUGUCUAAGGAACGGGGCCAGACUAAAGUUUGACUUCUCGCCAUGAAAGUCAAAAUUGUUACAGCGCCUACAAAGAAAGUCACAGAGACCCAAAACCUCCUGUAAUUUAUCCACAUCAACAAAAAGUAGUCAACUGCUAACAUCACCUAAGCCCCGCCCCCUAAGACCAAGAAGUCUAAUGUUUUACUUUAGAAGGUCCAUAUUUGACCCACCAGACCUAAUCAACAUGAAACGGUGCCCAGUGACAGAGGACAGUUUGGUGUUUCUUGGACUGCAGACAGAGACUUUAUGCCAGAGAGAAUGGCUGCGUCAUGCCAUGGCCACACGUUUGUCUCCAAUUUCCUGCUAGAUCAGCUGAUCUGCACCAAACUGAACAUGAUGGAUAUUAAUCUAACUUCUAAAAUAUAUUUCUGCCACGAUUUUGUGGGCGUGGCAACAAAAAAAACCUGCAUAGUCCCCCCUAGAAGCAAUAAAACUUACAUCAUCAAGCCAUGCUUUAGAGGAGGAUUAUGUAAUUUGGUAGACAUGUGAAGCGUCUCAAGACCUACAAAAUAGUCGCCUGGAGGGUAUCGGCCAUUUUGGAUCCUUUUGUGUCUUUCACACACAUUGUAUCUGGGCAAACUCCUCCAACAGCUUUCGACUUACAGGCUUGUAAAUGACUUGGUGUAGUCGUAACUAGUGUUGCACCGAUACUGAUACCAGUAUCGGCCGGGGCCCCGAUACCGCACUAAAAUGGU
Molecule: messenger RNA, 3610 nt
Organism: Fundulus heteroclitus (mummichog)
Lineage: Eukaryota; Metazoa; Chordata; Actinopteri; Cyprinodontiformes; Fundulidae
Gene: src
Product: v-src avian sarcoma (Schmidt-Ruppin A-2) viral oncogene homolog
Exons: 14
Coding region: 444-2096 (550 amino acids)
Biological process (GO): negative regulation of extrinsic apoptotic signaling pathway; osteoclast development; epidermal growth factor receptor signaling pathway
Cellular component (GO): extrinsic component of cytoplasmic side of plasma membrane
Molecular function (GO): non-membrane spanning protein tyrosine kinase activity; growth factor receptor binding; ATP binding
Source: RefSeq, a predicted model, not a curated record